GUUGAAAAAAAAUUGUUUUUGUUUUAAAUUAAUUAAUCGUGUAUUAUUAUGACACAAUAACAAUGAACAAGUACUUUUUACUACUGUUUUUUUGCAUCAAUUUGCCUGAUUUGUUAUUGACAUCAGAUUCUUCAGAAUAUGAUGAAUAUGAAGAUGCUCUAACAUGUCAAGUACCUGAUGAUGAACCGAGUAAAAUUAUACAUGUCAUCACGUCUAAUGGUUUUACUGAUAAGUGCUCGAUUUUUAUAUCAUCUUCAACAGUAGCUAAUAAUUUUGAUAUUCAUAUUAAAAUAAGAAAAGAUAUGAAUACAUAUACAUGUUCAACUGGAAUUGAAUAUGUUGAUCCUCAAAAUCCAGAAAUAAUAUCGUUAAAAGAUGGUGGCUUGGCAGUUUGUUCAUUCAAAAUUUAUCCAAAUCUCAUAGAAAGAAGAGGUCUCAUUUAUUUGGGGAAAUAUUGGAAAAUUGUUCAUGAGUAUUAUAAUUAUUGGAAGAAUGAUAAUUAUCGUUCGGAGACUAAUUUAUUUUUCAUGAACACAGCCGAAUGGUGGAGACAAAAUAAAUAUACUCAUCUUGCUUUACGAGCAUCGGGAAAUUGGAUAAACGAAUACUCAAACACUGAUUAUUAUUCAGUUUAA
Aphidius gifuensis is the source of this 635-nucleotide messenger RNA. RefSeq lists its product as uncharacterized. The coding region runs from base 63 to 635 and encodes 190 amino acids. The transcript has 2 exons. The record is from RefSeq and is a predicted model, not a curated record. Lineage: Eukaryota; Metazoa; Arthropoda; Insecta; Hymenoptera; Braconidae.